CUGAUGACUUCCUCCGACCAAACACGCCAUUAGUGUAUUCCGUAAACCGUGUUCCAUUACCGUAUAUAUGUCCGUCCAAUAUAAAUACCGGAGGAUAGGAAAUAAUUCCAGAUUUCUUCUGUAGCUAAUCAUGUUAGAGGUACCGGAUUCUUCUCGAUUAUCUGUUCCUCCUCAAAAUCCACCUCUAUCAACGAUUGAUAUGCUUGAACCAAUGGAUCUUUUCUCAAAUAAUGGCGGUAUAUGGUCAACAGUGUACACUAGGAGGAGAGGUUUCAAACCCUCAGGUGAUGAUGUUACAUAUCAGCAUUUGAUUGUGUUUGAGGGUGACAAUUUCACUGUGGAUGGCGGCGCUGAGCAGAAUACUAAGGAUCCUAAAUACCAUGAAUUUUUUGAGAGCAUCAAGAAUCACAGAAUUCCUGAGGAAUUUGCAGGAGAUGGAAAGCAUAAGAUUGAGGUGGUACGAGGUUGUAAAUCGUUGAGAGAAACUGCUGCUGAUUUCCCAGAUGAAAAUUUUGAGGAGUACCGUAAGCUUAUGAUGUCAAUCAAGGUGUAGAUGUGAUGUGUUGGCUGUGAAUGUCAUCAAGAUGUAGAUGUGUUGUGUUGGUUGUGAAAUUCACAUAUUUACAGGGAUGUUAUGGUGUAUCUAGCUUUAGGUUGAAAGAAGCUUCAACCACCUGCAUUUUUUUCCUCUUUUCUUUGUGGGUGACUUGAAAGAAGCGGCAGAACUUGAUUCAUAAGUAUGGAAUCCCUUUCCUGCCAUCAAAAGACGCUCUCUAAUACGAGAUUUUAGGCUAAUGAAUGUUUGAUUUCUAG
Molecule: messenger RNA, 813 nt
Organism: Papaver somniferum (opium poppy)
Lineage: Eukaryota; Viridiplantae; Streptophyta; Magnoliopsida; Ranunculales; Papaveraceae
Exons: 4
Coding region: 131-553 (140 amino acids)
Source: RefSeq, a predicted model, not a curated record